Theobroma cacao (cacao) is the source of this 806-nucleotide messenger RNA. It is a transcript of the gene OHP2, whose product is annotated as one-helix protein 2. Gene Ontology annotation, cellular component: chloroplast thylakoid membrane. The record is from RefSeq and is a predicted model, not a curated record. Lineage: Eukaryota; Viridiplantae; Streptophyta; Magnoliopsida; Malvales; Malvaceae.
UUGUAAAGAACAUUAAAACAACACACACACACAAAUAAACAGUUGCAGAAAACCAACACGGAAGAGAAAAUGUCUGUGGCAUCCUCAAUCCCAUGUAUCAAAAUCCCAAACCCUUCAUCCCCAUCUUCCUCUUCUUCUUCUUCUUCUUCCUCGUCCUCCACUUGUUGUAGAUUGUCUACGACAGCCAAACCUUAUAUUGUGACUAUCAGGAGUUCUCAGACUGAAGGGCCUUUGAGAAGACCUGUGGCACCUUCUCCACCACCUCCUUUGAAACCAGUUCCUCCUUCUCCAUCACAACCGCCGACACCUCCUCCUUCUUCUUCGCCUCGGCCAAAGCCGGCUUCUGUGGCAGCUGCUGGUGACCAGAAUGUGAUCACUUUGGAGUUUCAGAGACAGAAGGCAAAGGAGAUGCAAGACUACUUUAAGCAGAAGAAGCUUGAGGAAUCAAAUCAAGGGCCUUUCUUUGGGUUCCUUGGGAAGAAUGAGAUUGCUAAUGGAAGGUGGGCAAUGUUUGGCUUUGCUGUUGGGAUGCUAACAGAGUAUGCAACAGGUUCGAACUUUGUUGAUCAAGUAAAGAUCAUGCUCUCAAAUUUCGGGAUUAUAGAUUUGGAUUGAUUCCUUUCCUUGUACCCAAUGCUAUCCAUACUAUUUGAUUUUCUGUAGUAAUAUCCAAUGUUUUGUUUGCAACUUCCUGAGCAAGUUCUUUGCUAUCCUCAUUGGUUGAUCGAUCAAUUAUAACAAAGCUGUAUCCAGACAGUUUGCUUGCUUUUCAAGUAUACAAGUUCUUUAUUUUGAUCGUUUCUAUA